GUCUAGGCUUUUUAAACACUGGUCGUCGACAGAUGCCGGAGGAUCGUGGGACAUGAUGUGGUCGUGUUUGAAGUGUUUGGGGAUCGGUAAGGUGAAAAGGAAAACAGGCAUGCGUGAAACAGCCUCCAACUCGGACUCUGACUUCAAUCCAGACAACAGCGAACGUCUGUAUGACCUAAACCUUCCUGCGCUCGUCAAAUUCAGCUACACGGCCGAACGGGAAGAUGAGUUGUCGUUGGUUAAGGGCACAAGGGUCAUCGUCAUGGAGAAGUGCAGCGAUGGCUGGUGGAGGGGGAGCUACAAUGGCCGUUCGGGGUGGUUCCCAUCCAACUACGUGACGGAAGAUGCAGAUGGAUCGGCGAGCAACGACUCUGCUGGCUUGUCGGAGAAGCUGGCUGCUGUUGUUCAUAGUGUGAACGGCAACCGAGUGUUGCACACAGUACAGGCACUCUACCCGUUCAGCUCGGGCAACGACGAAGAGCUGAACUUUGAGAAGGGUGAGGUUAUGGAUGUUGUGGAGAAGCGAAAUGACCCCGAGUGGUGGAAGUGUCGCAAAUCCGACGGGCAGAUGGGACUUGUGCCGAAAAACUACGUGAAUGUUCUGCAGGAGUCGCACAACUCGGCCAACAUAGCAGGGCCGCCCACACCUGACUGUGACUACAUUGAGCCUUCAUCCAGUGGACGCUUCGCUGGCAAGCAGUGGUACUACGGGAAGGUGACGCGCCAUCAGGCAGAAGUGGCACUCAACCUGAGGGGCACAGAGGGAGACUUUCUUAUUCGGGACAGCGAGUCCUCUCCCAAUGACUUUUCAAUAUCACUGAAAGCUCAGUCCAAAAACAAGCAUUUCAAAGUCCAGCUGAAGGACAACCUGUACUGCAUCGGACAGCGCAAGUUUAACACAAUGGAGGAGUUGGUGGAACACUACAAAAAGGCGCCCAUCUUUACCAGCGAACAGGGCGACAAACUCUACCUGGUCAAGGCUCUGGCUUCCUCCUGAUCCCAGUAGAAAGAAUAUCCAGUUAACAAGGACUACACUUCUAGACAGACUGGGAAUAUCAAGCAUUCCAUGAAAGGGAGGUACAGGGAGAGAUGGACAAUGACACUCCCGUUCAUUUGCUCGGAAACUUGCUCAUUUCAUUGAGGGACACGCCCAAUGUAUCAAAAUACAGUGUUUAGACCAUAGGUGAUGCAAUGUAUUUUGAUGUCAACAUGUAUUAGAAUUAAAAACUAGGUCUUUUGUUAAUAUAUUCUUUUCAUUCAUUUCGAAAAUGUAUUGUUCAUUUGUUCUUGAACUUCCCUGCCAAUUUUUUUUAACUCUACUUUCAAGUGUCUGCUGUUGAAGUCCUCGCUGCAGAAGAACAUGUUUCAAAGGUCUCACAUACUGUCUGUUACUGCCUGCAUUGCCUGAAUGAAACAGAACUAUUGAAAUUGACCUAAUCUGCUAUAUUUAUUAGGAAUUAAUUUUCUGCCAAAUGCUCAAACAUUACAAGUGAGUUACCACAAUGAAUUGCCAGAAUAUUCAGAUAUAGGCACAGAUUAAACUUGAACUGCAAUCAAUAAUGGAAGUCUUGCAUCAGAAUGUUUCCAAACUUAUAUCAAGCUUUUAGUCUCAUUUAGGAUGACUACGAUAUUUUUGAGGGGUAAAGUUGCAGAAUUUCUACUUCCUUGACAAUCGAGGUGCAAAUUAUUGAGGCCUGUCAGCUAGUGCUUAAUUUGUUAUCCACACAUCUUGGAACUGUUAGAAUCCAUGCUAUGCCAUACAUAUGAUGUUUUGAUGAUAAUCUCUGUUUCAAAGAGCUUAGCUGUGAUUGAUGUCUUCUACUAGACAUGUAUUUGAAUGAACCUGGGAGUUUGUGCAAGAGUUGCAGAUCUUCAUUGGAGCCUGAAUUGCAAUGCCAUGACUAAAGAAGAUUAAACUACAUUGGUGCACACAAUAGGUCUUUCAUCAUUCAGUGUUUUACUAAUAAAGCUGUCUUUCGAGAUCAAAGCUGCAA
Messenger RNA from Pimephales promelas (fathead minnow), 1994 nucleotides. The record is from RefSeq and is a predicted model, not a curated record. NCBI's taxonomy places the organism in Eukaryota, Metazoa, Chordata, Actinopteri, Cypriniformes, Leuciscidae.